UCCGCCUUCGACACGCCUUCUUCCAUCACGACAGCGCAAGCUCGACACUUUACAAGACUAGACUCAGAGUUGCGGGUCUUUUGCUUCAUCUUCAGGGCUUGUACACGGGAUCCCAUAGCUGAGCUUGGCACUAUUGUCCGGAUUGGCCUACCUGCUGAGUCCAUCACGAAAAGUCGCGUCUCUAUUUGCGAAUCUUGAAUGCUGAACAUAGCCCAACAUGCCACCUCCAAAGACCAUCUUCACGUCAUACGAGCGGAAUGCCCUCAAAGAUCGAUGGGGCUCGCAGGCUACACGUCUGACCCGUGACUCUUUUCUACCUUUUGGCUCCUGCCAACUAUGUCUCCUUCCUUCAGUAGACCCAGUAUGCUGUUCACAAGGCGAUCUCUUCUGUCGCGAGUGCGCCAUGACCAAUCUAUUGGCGCAACGGAAGGAAAUGAAGCGGCUAGAGAAGCUCAACGAGCGCCAGAUGUUGGAGGACGAUGACCAAAAGCUGCGAGAAGAGGAGGAAGCGCGGCUGCUGGCAGUCGAGGAAUUCGAAGCUGUUCAGAUGGGACUUUCGGUCAAAGCAGGUGCAUCAGCACGAGUCGUUGGAAGGCAAGGUGGCAAGAUCAUGGUCGAAGAAGAGCAGGAUGCCAAGGCAGGAGAGGCCAGAGGCACGAAACGCAAGUUCGAAAUUGACCAAGAGGAACUCAAGCGCAUUGCACACGAAGAGCAGAGCAAAGCAAAACGCACAUUAGACGCCGAGCGCAAAGCAGCCAAGGGUCAUCUCCCCAGUUUUUGGGUUCCCGGCGAGACCCCCGACCAACACCACAAAAGUGUAGAGAAGGCGAAACAAACGCCUGUAUGCCCAUCAAGCCACCCGGACCAACCACACAGCCUCUCACUGAAGAGUUUAACAAGCGUCAACUUCCACGAGGAAAAGUCGUCCGAAACGGGAAAGUCGGCUCGCACAUGUCCCAGCUGUCAGAAAGCGCUCUCAAACAGUACGAAAGCCAUGCUCGCUAUACCUUGUGGUCACGUCCUAUGCAAGCCAUGCGUCGAUAAAUUUCUCCGGCCAGAACAUCGCCAUCAACGAGAUGCACAUGAUCAAGGGCCGGAGCCGGAGACUAUUCAUUGCUAUGUCUGCGAUGCGGAUCUUACGACAGUCCCAGACGCCAAGGAAGGCAAGAAGAAGAAAAAGGACAGCGAGAAGGGAAAGGCGCCCAAGCCUGGACUCGUGGAGAUAAGGAGUGAAGGUACCGGGUUUGCAAGUGGUGGAAAGGCGAUGGUUAAGAGAGAAGGAGUGGCAUUUCAAGUAUAACGAGUCUUUACACAUCGACUGAACUACGGGCGCGAAACACGAAAAACAAAUUAUCAUAAACUGCCAGCGCUUGAAUGGCAGACCUCGUGGUGUACACACACUUCCAAGAUCUCAGCUUUGUGAGACUCAUUACAGGGCAAUGCCAAUCGUGUACUCCAUGAUGUUAUUCGAAGU
Molecule: messenger RNA, 1474 nt
Organism: Alternaria rosae
Lineage: Eukaryota; Fungi; Ascomycota; Dothideomycetes; Pleosporales; Pleosporaceae
Exons: 1
Coding region: 218-1300 (360 amino acids)
Cellular component (GO): nucleus
Molecular function (GO): ubiquitin protein ligase activity
Source: RefSeq, a predicted model, not a curated record